AUGCCUGUCCGCGAGCCUUCAGUUCCCAUUUAUGACAUCGCUGCUGUUGGACAACCCCCAUCCAGCGACUUUCGCAGUCCAGAAGACAAUCUGAGAUUGUGGCAAUUCCUUAGUGUGUCAUGGAUGGCACCGCUCAUCGCUACUGGGAAGAAAAGACGAUUGGACGAGGACGACGUCUGGUUCCUUGGCUUCGAAUUCCAACAUCGCAGGUUACAUGACAAGUUUCGUCGACUUAAAGGCUCAGUGAUUGGUCGUCUGCUUCGUGCGAACGGGAUUGAUGUAGUGAUUGUUUCCACCAUUGCAAUUGUGCAGAUGAUAUGCGACUUCGCGACCCCAAUCUUGUUGCAGCAACUCCUUCAAGCCAUGCAGGACAUGAGCUCAGGGAAACGCCCUGCCCUGACCUAUGCAUUGGCCACUCUCGUCCUUCGUGUGGUUGCGGCGCAAUCGCAGGUACUCAACCUUUGGUUCGGUAGACGAUGCUACGAGAGGAGCAGAGGGGAGAUGAUCAUGAUGGUCUACGAGAAGGCACUCUCUAGGAAGAACAUUUUUGAGCCCCAGUCAGAACAAAAGGAUGAAGGGGCAGCAAACGGAGAGCUUGUCGAAGAAGAUACAGACGAAGAAGUGGAGAUUCCCAAGCGAAGAAAACUCUGUGGGAUAUUCUCUGGCCGCCGGCAAACCAAGAAAAAGGCAGCCAAAUCGGCUGCCUCGAUGGGCAAGAUUUUCAAUUUGCUCCGUGGUGAUGUUUACGAAGUCGCCCAGCGGUUUUGGGAAGUCGACUCCUUGAUUGACAAGCCUCUUGGACUUAUCAUUGCAGUCGUGCUUGUUUGGAAGCUUUUUGGGCCAUCAUGCUUCCUGGGAAUCCUAGCAAUCCUGGUUGCUCAGGCUUUGAACGCCGUCAUUACUCGUACACUCCUCCGUUGGGAGCGAGUGCGGAGACUCGCAACAGAUGCCAGACUUCAGAUAACUUCUCAAUUUGUCGAAGCACUUCGUCACCUUCGCUGGUAUGGAUGGCAGGAUCACUGGUACCGGCAGGUUAUGGAUGCUAGGCAAUCGGAGCUGAACCUUCGUAUCAUCACCAACCUGUGGAGCAUCCUGAUUCGUUUCGUGAACACUUUUGCUAGCGGUGUGUUCCCUGUAGUGGCUCUGUAUGCCUACACCCUUCUGGCUGGUCAUCCUCUCCGCAUUGACAUAAUCUUCCCUGCCUUGCAGCUGUUUACUAUGCUGGAAACCCGCCUUAGAGAUAUCCCUAGUCUCAUAACAGUACUGAUCAAUGCAUCUAUCGCCGUCGAAAGAAUUGAGGACUUCAUGGCCGAGCCGAACAAGGAGACACCUACUACCGAUCCCGCCCACUCUUUUUCCGUUCAGCUACAGCAUUGCUCAUAUGCUUGGCCUGGUCGAGUCGGUCCGGUGCUGUCAGAUAUCAGUUUGAGGAUAUCCGAGGGGCUGACUGUUGUUUCUGGUAAGGUAGGGGCUGGAAAAACGGCUCUACUUCAAGCACUUCUCGGCGAACUGGACAGGAUUGGCGGCUCUGCUGAAAUCCCUAAUGAGAUGGUGGGCUAUUGUGCUCAAACACCAUGGCUCCAGAGCAUGAGUAUCCGAGACAACAUCCUUUUCUCCUCGCCAUAUGAUGAGCAAAGGUACCAGAAAGUUCUGGAUGCGUGUGCCUUGCUUCCUGAUCUCGAGAAUUUCGAGCAUGGAGACCUUUCUUUUGUGGGUGAGAAUGGUAUAGGCCUUUCUGGCGGCCAGAAAGCCCGCGUUGCGCUGGCGCGAGCACUUUACAGUACGGCUAGGAUUUUGUUGCUUGACGACCCAAUUUCUGCUCUUGAUCACAACACUGCUGAGACCGUGGUUCGAAAGUGCUUUACGGGUCCUCUGAUGCAAAACCGCGUCGUUGUUCUCGUUACACAUCGUACCGCGCUGGUCAGUCAUAUCGCCGAUCAAAUAGUGCACAUUGAAGAUGGCCGGGCUACAAUUCACGGUAAACAGGCCGUGUCUAUGGAUUCGGCCGCUGAUGAAGAUGUCCAAUCGCAUUUAGCAAAGACAGCCGAGGCCCAAAGCGAGAUUCAAGGCGCUCUUCGAGAGGCUGCGGCUUCGGCUCCGACAAAGUUCAUCGAGGAAGAGCACCGUGCGGAAUGGGGCGUGCAAGCCCGAGUCUAUUGGAACUACAUCAGGGCUGGAAGAUAUAGAUGGUGGAUUUCACUAGUAUUUAUCUUGGCCAUCUACCGAUUAACGUCGGUAGGGCAAUCGUGGUUCCUAAAGGAGUGGGGUGAAGCCUACAACCACAUUCUCCUGGCAUUCAGCCAUUCCACCCCCGAAGGCAGAUAUUCCGCAGGACAAUGGGUUGUACCUUAUGGGUGGUCCCAGGUGUUCCGUUGGAACCCAACAGAUCCCCUGGAAAAGCUACCAGCGCCAUUCGAAGACGUGCGUCCUUGGCUUCUGGCCUUCUUUGUGAUAACAACGUUUCAAUCGGCCAUGCUUCUGUUUGCGCAACUUUUGAUGCUGGUCAUUGUCUACUGUGCAGGCAAGAAACUUUUUCACGAGGUCAUGGUUCGAGUGAGCCAGGCAACAUUCCGCUUCUUCGAUGUCACUCCUAUCGGUCGCUUGAUGAACCGACUGACGUCGGAUAUCGGAGUGGUUGACGGUAACAUUAGUGAACAGUUUCAGGUUAUUGCGUUCCAAGCCAUCACCUGGAUCUCCUCAAUUGUGGUCAUAGCAUCGGUGACACCAGCAUUUCUUGGUUUCUCAUUCACUCUCACAGCAGCUUUCAUUUUCACAUUUCUCCAAUUCCUGCCAACGUCACAAAGCCUGCGACGACUUGAGAUGGUGUCUCUUAGUCCUCUGAUCUCGAAUUUUGGCGAGCUCCUGCAUGGCCUGACGACUGUUCGUGCGUUCCACGCGGAAGAACGCUUCCAAAACAGAGUCAUCGCGGUCGUAGACAAAUUCCAGGGCAUGGAUCAUUUCUACUGGUCACUUCAAAGUUGGCUAAUGUAUCGAUUUGAAACUCUGUCAGCUGCGUCCACAUUUUGCCUCACCGUUCUGGCAUUAUACACCAAUGUCACUCCAGGUCUCGCGGCUUUUGUACUGAUAGCCGCCAACAACUUUGUUGCAUCCACCCAUGCUUUGUGCAAACAAUAUGGCCAGCUACAAAUGGACUUUGUCUCAGUUGAACGGAUCGACGAGCUGCUUCAUAUUGAGCAGGAGAACCCAGGAACAAUUGAACCCCCGGCAUCCUGGCCACGGUUUGGGCAGGACCUCACAUUCGAAGACGUGACCAUUCGAUACGCACCGCACCUGGAGCCUUCACUCCGCAACAUUUCUCUUACAAUCCCCGGAGGUUCGACAACGGCCAUCAUAGGCAGAACAGGAAGCGGCAAGUCCACACUAGCCGUCUCGCUGCUCAGCGUCAUUCGCCCCGAAUCGGGCCGGAUCGUCGUCGACGGCAUCGAUAUCGCGCAAGUCAAUACGCAGGCGCUUCGAACCCGUGUCACAUUCGUUGCUCAAGAUCCUGUUCUCUUCCCCGGUAGCAUCCGGUUGAAUCUCGAUCCGACCGGUGAAUACUCGGACGAGGAGUGUGCAGAUGUGCUGAAGCGUGUCUGUAGUCGGCAUGGCUGGAAUUUACAGACGCACGUCGAAGCCGGUGGCCGCAACCUCAGCCAGGGUGAGCGGCAGCUGAUCGGUCUCACGCGGGCCGUCUUGCGUCACAGUCCAAUUGUCAUUCUCGACGAGGCCACAGCGUCUAUCGACCAUGAAAGCUCCCUUGAGAUUCAGCAGGUCAUAAGGGAGGAACUACGGGAGUCAACGGUUAUCACCAUUGCGCAUCGGUUGGAAGCAAUCAAGGACGCGGAUUACUAUGUCGUCCUAGAUCAAGGACGGGUGUCAAAGCAUGGCUAUGUCAAUGAUAACGGCACUUCUCAGAUACAGUCAUAG
Messenger RNA from Aspergillus pseudoviridinutans, 3927 nucleotides. RefSeq names its product putative ABC bile acid transporter. Gene Ontology annotation, biological process: transmembrane transport. Gene Ontology annotation, cellular component: membrane; fungal-type vacuole. The coding region runs from base 1 to 3927 and encodes 1308 amino acids. The record is from RefSeq and is a predicted model, not a curated record. The transcript is spliced from 2 exons. NCBI's taxonomy places the organism in Eukaryota, Fungi, Ascomycota, Eurotiomycetes, Eurotiales, Aspergillaceae. Gene Ontology annotation, molecular function: ATP hydrolysis activity; ATP binding; ABC-type peptide transporter activity.